UCUUGUGAGUUUUCUAAUAAUCUGGUAAACUUAAAUUCAUUAAUGGGCAGAAAAAGAGAUCCUACACAGGUAGUAAAAUCUGGACCUGGCAGAAAAGCUCGAAAACAACAGCCACCCACUUUUAAGGGGCUAUUAGAAGAUACAACAGAAACAAAAACAUUAAGCAGUAGGCAGAAGAAAAGAUUGAAAAAACGGGACUUAAAGAAGCAAGAACUUCUUACAAGAAAAAGAGAAAAAGAAGAACAUUUCCUGAAACUGAAGGCCCAAAAGCAACUCAGAAAUGAUUUGCAGAAAAAGCAAUCAGUUCCAAACAAAGGAAGCAAAAGCAGCCAAAAUGAUGGAAGAAAGAGGAAGCUGAUGAUGGAGGAAUCUGAGGAGGAAGAAGAAGAUGAUGAUGAUGAUGACAGUGAUGUUAAAGAUGAGAUGGAAGAUGAUGAUGAAAGUGAAGAUGAAGAACAGGUCAGUGAAGAUGAUGAAUCUGAUGAUGAAGAUAUUCAAGGAUACACUGAUGAUAAUAAACUGUGGCUAAAACCUUCCAAUCGGAAAAAGGAUGCUGAUGACAGUGAAUCUGAAGGAGAGGAAGAAAGUGAAAGUGAUGAUGAAAUGGCUGAUGAAUUUGAUAGUGAUGAAGAGGACGAUGAAGAAGAUGAAAAUGAUGAAGGGAUGUUACCCAUAGAAAAAGCCACAAAGAAGUUGAAUAAAAAGCAGGAGAAAGAAAGGAAACUAGCAGAGGCAGAGCUUCAGACCAACAUAUCAGAAAUGGAGAAGUACACACUUCCCAGUGGCCAGGAAAUCGAAAAAGAAAGCCAGCAAACACCAGACCUGCAAGUGAUACAACAAAGAAUUAAAGAGGUUCAACAUGUACUAGGAGACUUUAAGAGUAGGAGAGAAUCAGGCAGAAGCAGACAGGAAUAUUUGGAUCAACUUGUCAAGGAUCUGUGUGCUUAUUAUAGCUACAAUGAAUUUCUUAUGGAGAAACUACUACAGCUGUUUCCUCAUGAGAUAUCAGAAUUUCUGGAAGCCAAUGAAGUACAAAGACCAGUUACAAUUCGUACAAACACACUGAAAACCAGGAGACGCGACCUAGCACAGGCUUUGAUCAACAGAGGAGUGAAUUUGGAUCCCAUUGGAAAGUGGUCAAAAGUUGGACUAGUUGUGUAUGAUUCACAGGUGCCUCUAGGUGCCACACCUGAAUACCUGGCUGGACAUUACAUCAUUCAAGGAGGAUCUAGUUACUUACCUGUUAUGGCUCUGGCCCCACAGGAGAAUGAACGAGUUCUGGAUAUGUCCUCAGCUCCAGGAGGAAAGACAACACAUAUUGCUGCUUUAAUGAAGAAUACAGGGGUUGUCUUUGCCAAUGAUGCCAACAAAGACAGAGCAAAGGCGAUAGUUGGCAAUGUCCACAGAAUGGGCAUCACCAAUACUGUCAUCUGCCAUUACGAUGGAAGGAAAUUUCCCUCAGUUAUGCAUGGCUUUGAUAGAGUUUUGUUAGAUGCUCCAUGUAGUGGGACAGGGGUCAUUGCCAAGGACACAGAGGUCAAGAUGAAUAAGGAUGAAAAGGACAUUCAGAGGUGCUCCCAUUUACAGAGAGAAUUGUUACUAGCAGCCAUUGAUUGUUGUGAUGCCAAGUCUAACUCUGGUGGAUACAUUGUGUACUCCACCUGUUCUAUUCUUGUUGAUGAGAAUGAAUCUGUUAUAGAGUAUGCAUUAAGCAAAAGAAAUGUUAAAUUAGUACCCACAGGGCUAGACUUUGGAAGAGAAGGAUAUGUUAACUUUGAGAAACACCGAUUCCAUCCCAAUAUGAAACUAACUAGACGGUUCUAUCCUCACACACAUAAUCUGGAUGGAUUCUUUGUUGCCAAACUGAAGAAAUUUUCAAACAAAAUUCCAGGUGAGGAAGAGAAAACUCGUGUUGCAGCUGAGAUGGCAGAGUCUGUGAAUAUUUCUGAUGAGGGCAAGAAAGAAAAGGAGGAAAAACAUGACAGGGAACCAGCUGGUGAUGGGAAGGAAGUGUCACCAGUCAAAAAAGAAAACCAGAAAAAGGGAACCAGUAAAUGGAAUAAAAAAGACAAUGGAAAAAAGACAUUCAGACCUGGGAAAUUUAAAAAAUUCAAAAGCAGUGAUGGAAAAUCAAAGCAAAUAAAGCAGAAGAAGAAAGCUAAGACAAAAAAAUGAAUCUAUAUAUUUUAUAACAGUACAGUACAAAUUUGGAAAAUGUACAGAAUGAGAUAUGAUAGUGUGCUAGUACAAGUCAAGGAGACUUUUACUUUAAAAUGUAUCUUAUAAAGGAUUUAUGGACAAGUCAUGCUGUAACAAACAGUUUUAGUAAAAUGUUCAUCAUUUCUGAAUAUAAUCCCGUUUUGAUGAAGACGGAAGUACUGCAUUUAAAGUACAAAGAUCUCUUGCAAGAAUCAAUGAAUGUAUUCAAAUGUACAAAGACCUUUUAUAAAAAAAUAAAUGGCAGUGCAGGC
Molecule: messenger RNA, 2471 nt
Organism: Saccostrea echinata
Lineage: Eukaryota; Metazoa; Mollusca; Bivalvia; Ostreida; Ostreidae
Exons: 18
Coding region: 43-2175 (710 amino acids)
Biological process (GO): maturation of LSU-rRNA; rRNA base methylation
Cellular component (GO): nucleolus
Molecular function (GO): RNA binding; rRNA (cytosine-C5-)-methyltransferase activity
Source: RefSeq, a predicted model, not a curated record